AUGUUCUUGCACAGCCCCAAACCCCCGCUCGCGCGAGGUGUGGUGGCUGCAGGGGCUGUUGGGGGUUCUUUCCUUUGUCUCCCUCUUAGCAAAGCGUUGGCGGUGAACCUGGGCGGAGCGGGUCUGAUGGCCACAAUGCUUGAAGAAGAUGUUUGUAUUUGGUAUUGGAUAAACAUAAUGGUGGAUACAACUCUGGGCGUUUAUGUCCAGUACAUGCUGCUUCGAGGCGCGCGCCGCCUUUUUAAGGGCGCGAAAUGCCUGGAGUACGGCUCCUACGGCUCCCCCCCCCGCUGGUCUGCCUGUCUGUCCCAAGCCCUUUCUUGGCAGGCCUUUUGUCUCUUCAUGAAGAUCUUCGCAAGUGCCUUUAUGUUGGCUUUGCAAGAGCCCCUAGGCGAGCUAGGGGCUUCCCUUGACGCAAAUCCAAAUGCAAAGCUGUUUGUAGUGAUGGUGGCGACGCCUCUAGUGAUGAACUCUCUUCAGUACUGGCUGACGGACAGCUUUAUAAAAAGAAGAAACCCCCCCAAGCGUGCUGCAGCCGCGAGAUACCCAUUUAUGACGUUGUGCAAACAGCAGGGGAUAUUCCCAGCAGCAGCAGCCGCCGCGAAUAAUGAAGUGUGCCCAAUACAGCAGCAGCAGCAGCAGCAACAGCAGCAGCAGCAGCAGCAACAGCAGCGGCAGCAGAAGCAGCAGCAGCAGCAGAAUUGA
Molecule: messenger RNA, 705 nt
Organism: Eimeria tenella
Lineage: Eukaryota; Apicomplexa; Conoidasida; Eucoccidiorida; Eimeriidae
Exons: 8
Coding region: 1-705 (234 amino acids)
Cellular component (GO): membrane
Source: RefSeq, a predicted model, not a curated record